Messenger RNA from Pseudovirgaria hyperparasitica, 2027 nucleotides. Its product is annotated as MFS general substrate transporter. Gene Ontology annotation, molecular function: transmembrane transporter activity. NCBI's taxonomy places the organism in Eukaryota, Fungi, Ascomycota, Dothideomycetes, Acrospermales, Acrospermaceae. The coding region runs from base 159 to 1907 and encodes 582 amino acids. The transcript has 3 exons. Gene Ontology annotation, cellular component: membrane. Gene Ontology annotation, biological process: transmembrane transport. The record is from RefSeq and is a predicted model, not a curated record.
GCGGCAGCACUAAUUCACUUUUGGCCCUGCUCGUAGUUCUAUUAUCUAUAUGACCUGCCCAUAACCUCGUCUGGGAAAUUGCCUGUUCCUCUGUUCGUCAACUGCUCCCGCGUGUGCAACAGUCGUCAACAAGCAGCAGUCCAUCCCCCUCCACCAACAUGGCCAUCUUCAAGAGCAAGAAGACUGGCACCCAAGACCAGGUCAACUCCGACCGCUCGUCCAACGAACACGAUGUCGAGAAGAAGGUCGUCCCUGGCUACGGCCACGAGCGCGGUGCCCAGGAGAUUGAGAACAUAGAGGCUGACAAUCCCAAUGUCCACCAACACUUCAACUUCAAGCUGUUCAUGGGACUUGUCUGCAUGUCCUUCCUAUGGUGUGGCUCGCAAAUUCCUCUCUACCUUUUCGGUGGUGUCCUGCCACUUCUCUACUCGGAUGUCGGUGGCUCCGAGCGAUUCACAUGGCUAGUUAUCGGAUACCUCAUUCCCAAUGCUGCUCUGUGUCCUUUCGUCGGUGCCCUGUCCGACAUGUUCGGUCGUCGCAUGGUCGCCAUCUUUGGGCAGGUCUGCUUGGUCGUCGGUGCUAUCGUCGUGUCCACUUCCCACACCAUGAACACUGCCAUUGGUGGCAUGGUCAUCUCUGGUCUGGGUGCUGGUCUCAACGAGCUCAUUGCUCUUGCUGGAACCGCCGAGAUGGUUCCCGUCCAGAAGCGUGGUGCUUACGUUGGUCUCGUCGUCUUCACCAUUCUCCCAUUCGCUCCAUCCGUUCUCUGGGCACAGCUCAUCGCCCAGGCGAGCUCGUGGAGGUACGUCGGUAUCCUCGUAGGAAGCUGGAAUUUCAUCGGUCUCCUCCUUCUCCUCACUUCCUACAGGGAUCCAGUCGUGGUCAAGCGCCCCGCAAAGGAGAUUCUUCGCGAAGUCGACUACGUUGGUGGUUUCCUCUCUACCGUCGGUGUUGUGCUCUUCAUGAUGGGUAUGCAGUUUGGCGCUUCACAAUACGAAUGGACCAGCGCUCAAGUCUUGGUCCCGUUCCUGCUCGGCGUUGUCUUCAUCAUCGCCUUUUUCGUGUGGGAAGUGACGUGUAAAUACCCAAUGGCUCCAAAACACAUGUUCAGCAAGGACAAGAGGACCAUGAUUGCCAUCUUGAUCGUCACUUUCUUCUCCGGUGGCAACUUCUUCGUUGUCCUGUUGUUCUGGCCUACUCAGAUUUACAACGUUUACGGUGAUGACCCACUCGGCGUCGGUAUUCGUUCCCUUCCAAUCGGUUUCGGUAUCAUCGGCGGUGCCGCCAUCGGUCUCGUUCUCCUAUCCGUCACCAAGGGCCGCAGCACCGUAACCAUGAUCAUCUCCUGUGCCAUCAUGACUGCCGGAACCGGUGCCGUCUCCAUCUCCCGCCCGGACAAUCUGAUGACCACCUACGGCGUAGUCACACUCGCCUCUCUCGGCGUCGGCGCCGUCAUUAUCCCCUGCUCCAUCAUCGCCCAAAUCGUCUGCCCGCCCGAGCUCAUCGGCACCAUCACCGCCAUUACCCUCUCCAUCCGCUACAUCGGCGGCGCUAUCGGUUUCUCCGCCUACUACAAUGUCUUCUACUCGAAGCUCUUCAACUACGCCACCGUGGACGUUGGCCCCCAGGUCGUCAUCAACCGCAUCUCGUACGACUACCCUACCCUCGAGACUAUGAUCACCAUGGCCGCCUACGCCCGAUGGCGCGAGUUGCGCGAGUUCAUCAUGACCGCGCCCAACGUCAACAUUCGCGAUUACGACUUCGUCCACGGCGUCAUCGUACCCCCGCUCCAGGAGUCCUUUGCUCUCGCUUACCGUUACCCGUACUGGAUGUCCAUAGCGUUUGGCGGCAUCUGCCUCAUUUCUUCGCUCUUCCUGCGCGACGUCAGCAAGUACUACAAGUUUUAGACACUUGAUUUCUGUGAGUCGGAAUGGGGUUUGAUACCAAGAUGGGAGGAGUGGGAGGAAGGCAGUGGUGGAAGUAGAACAUUGGAAGACACGACGUGACGAGUCACGAGAGAGUAAAAC